This is a messenger RNA of Quercus robur (English oak), 618 nucleotides long. RefSeq lists its product as uncharacterized. The transcript has a single exon. The coding region runs from base 1 to 618 and encodes 205 amino acids. The record is from RefSeq and is a predicted model, not a curated record. Lineage: Eukaryota; Viridiplantae; Streptophyta; Magnoliopsida; Fagales; Fagaceae. Gene Ontology annotation, molecular function: nucleic acid binding; RNA-DNA hybrid ribonuclease activity.
AUGCAUGGAGGAAAAAUACAAAACCCAGCAACAAUUAUUCAGCGAGCGAGAGACGUUUUGGACGAGUUGAAAGAUUCACAAACUCAGCUUUCUGCCUCUGUGUGUACUGAUUCUGUCCAGAAGUGGAGACCACCCAUGGGGUUGGCUUUCAAGCUUACCUUCGAUGCCGCAAUAUUUGCGAACUCGAACUCGUCAGGUGCUGGGGUUAUUAUUCGGAACAGCUUGGGAGUGGUGAUGGCUGGAUUGUCUGCUUGUGGUCCGUCCGUGGCGAGCAGCGAAGAAGCUGAAGUGCUAGCAUGUAGAAAGGCCCUUGAGUUUGCUCUUGACUUGGGGUUCCAGGACCUGGUUGUUGAGGGUGAUAAUAUUACGGUAAUGAGAACCAUGGUAUCCCCACGUCCUAAUAGGUCUAAACUAGGACACAUUUAUGAUGACAUUUGGAUGUUAGCUUCAGGUUUUAGUAGCAUGUUUGUAGAGUGUGUUAAGCGGAGCGCCAACUCUGUUGCACAUUGCUUGGCCCGCUAUGCUAGUCAGGUUGAUGAGGAUAUGGUAUGGGUGGAAAAGUCGCCUCCUCCAGCCCUGCAAGCUUUGUAUUUGGAUUCCAUGUCUCUGAAUGAAUGA